Molecule: messenger RNA, 432 nt
Organism: Indicator indicator
Lineage: Eukaryota; Metazoa; Chordata; Aves; Piciformes; Indicatoridae
Product: 5-hydroxyisourate hydrolase-like
Exons: 4
Coding region: 1-432 (143 amino acids)
Biological process (GO): purine nucleobase metabolic process
Molecular function (GO): hydroxyisourate hydrolase activity
Source: RefSeq, a predicted model, not a curated record
AUGGCGUUUUGCACAGUGUCACCAGCUUCUGGCCGAUGGCUGAGCAGGAUGGAGGAGAGCCAGGGUGAAGACACAUCCAAGCCAGCCAAUGGUUCACUGACCACCCACGUGCUGAACACUGCCACAGGGCUGCCAGCCACUGGCCUUGCCAUCCACGUGGCCCAGCUGCAGGAGUCUGGGACACAGUGGACAGAGCUGGCACAGAGAUGGACAGAUGAGGACGGGCGCUGUUCACCCCUCCUGGCACCAGAGCAGGUCAAAGCUGGCACCUACAAGCUGCGCUUUGAGACAGCAGCCUACUGGCAGGGCCUGGGGCACUCCAGCUUCUACCCUUUCGUGGAGGUCAUCUUCACCAUCACUGACCCAGCGCAAAAGUUCCAUGUCCCGCUGCUGAUCAGCCCCUUCUCCUACACAACCUACCGGGGCAGUUAG